AUGGGGCCCCCGGGCAAUAGGGGAUCAUGGGGCCCCUGUGUCCUUGCCCAAACUCAAAAAAGCCUAUGAAAAAGGUACCAGGGGCAUCUCAUGGGGCCCCCUACUGACCAAAUCAAAAGUUGCUGCACAUUUGUGUUCGGCCGGCGUGAAGAGGUUAAUAUUGGUGCUGGUGGCCAGGGGCGGACUCACAACUCAUGGGGCCCCUGGGCAAUAGGAGAUCAUGGGGCCCCUGUGUCCUUGCCCAAACUCAAAAACGCCUAUGAAAAAGGUACCAGGGGCAUCUCAUGGGGCCCCCUACUGACCCCGGGCCCUCGGGCAGUGCCCGAGUUUCCAAAUGGUCAGUCCGCCCCUGCUGGUGGCAUCUUAUGGCACUUAUUUUUGCAAAUUAAA
This is a messenger RNA of Staurois parvus, 390 nucleotides long. The record is from the annotation of a GenBank genome assembly. Lineage: Eukaryota; Metazoa; Chordata; Amphibia; Anura; Ranidae.